AUGGCAUCAAUAUCGAUUGAUUCUCUUGUUCAAGAAUGGCUUCGUUUAGAUAAGAAUCCUUCAACACGAAGUGAAAUUGAAAAACUUUACGCAGAGAGAAAUGUUGAUGAACUAGAAAAACGACUUCGUUAUCGAAUUUCGUUUGGUACUGCAGGAUUAAGAUCAAGUAUGCAAGCUGGAUUUUCAAGAAUGAAUGAUCUAAUUGUAAUUCAAACUUCACAGGGUCUUUGCAUGUAUCUUUUAGAUACAAUACCAUCCUCACCAACCAGAGGUGUUGUAAUAGGUCAUGAUCAUAGAUAUAACUCUGAAAGGUUUGCAAAAUUAAGUGCGGCAGUAUUUUUAUCCAAAGGAUUUAUAGUUUAUUAUUAUAGAGAAUUGGUUCAUACUCCAUUAGUGCCGUAUGGAGUAAAGAAAUUAAAUGCUGUCUGUGGAAUUAUGAUUACUGCUUCACAUAAUCCUAAACAAGAUAAUGGAUAUAAAGUUUAUUGGGAAAAUGCAUGUCAGAUUAUCCCGCCUCAUGACAAAGGGAUAGCAGAUGCAAUUUCAAAUAAUCUUGAACCUCAAAUAUGGGAUUCUGAACUAGUAAACAAUAAUUCACUUUGUAUUGAUAAGACCAAAGAAAUUUCAGAUUCUUAUUUUGAAGAAAUUAAAGAAUUGUCCCAUUAUAGGGAUGAUAAUGUCAAUUCAAAUAUAAAAAUAGUAUACACACCUAUGCAUGGAGUAGGAUAUCCGGUAGCUAAGAAUGCAUUUAAAGCAUUUUCAUUGAAUGAUUUUAUAGUUACGAAAGAACAGAUGAAUCCCGACCCUGAUUUUCCAACUGUUGCGUUUCCUAAUCCUGAAGAAGGAAAAGGAGCAUUGGCACUAUCUAUAAAAACAGCAAAUGAAGUUGGAGCACGAAUCAUAUUUGCAAAUGAUCCAGAUGCUGAUAGAUUUGCAGUUGCUGAAAAGGGAAAAAAUGAUGAAUGGGUAAUAUUUACUGGUAAUCAAAUUGGAGUUAUGUUGGCAUCAGUAAUAUUAGAAUAUUAUAAAGCUAAUGAUAAAUUAGCAAUGCUUUCAACAGCUGUUUCAUCCAAAAUGUUAUCAACAAUGGCAAAGAAAGAAGGUUUUUAUUUUGAAGAAACUUUAACAGGUUUUAAAUGGUUAGGUAAUGCAGCUAUUAAAUUAUCAAAAGAAGGUUACAAAGUAUUAUUCGCUUAUGAAGAAGCAAUCGGAUUUAUGAUUGGAGAAAUAGUUAGAGAUAAAGAUGGUAUAAGUGCUUUAGCUCUGUUUGGAGAGUUAGUUAUACAAUUGAAAAAGAGAGGAAUAGAAAUUAGAGAUUAUUUAGAAGAGUUAUAUCAAAAGUAUGGAUACUUUGUAUCAGACAAUUCAUAUUUUAUUUGUAAUUCUCCAGUUACAAUUGAUACAAUAUUUAAUAAAAUAAGAUUUGGAGACAAUCCAAUUAAAUCCUCUGAUCCAGAUUAUCCUUAUCCAUAUCUAAUUUCAUAUCCGGAAAAUAUUGGUGGAUCAGAUCGUGAAGAAGUAAUGAAAGAAUUGAAGAAAAUAAUUGAAGGCGUUGCAAAUGAAUUAUUGGAACCCCAAAAGUAUGGAUUAGGAUAUAGAUUGAAUGAUUGA
Molecule: messenger RNA, 1611 nt
Organism: Diversispora eburnea
Lineage: Eukaryota; Fungi; Glomeromycota; Glomeromycetes; Diversisporales; Diversisporaceae
Source: the annotation of a GenBank genome assembly